AUGUCGCUCGCUACGCGCAUCUACCUCUGGCUGGGCGUGCCGCGCCCCUUUGACGCGCAGCACCGCUACGUGACCUCGUACCUCCUGCCUCCCUUCUACCUCUUCCUCUGGCGCGCCACCGUCGGCCUCUACGCCCUCUUUGCCUGCAUCUACACCGCCGCCCGCGAUGGCGGCAGCACCUUUAGCUACUUCACCAACAUGUGCUACUUUGGCCUCGCCGGCUACUUCCUCGCCAGCGCCGCGCACACCCUCUCGUUCUGGCUGAGCUUACGGCGAUGGCAGCGAAGCCGCUCCUCGUCGUCGUCUUCGUCGUCGCCGUCGUCGGACUCGUCGAUGGCUGCGGCAGAGUACGACGAGAAAAAGGCCGGAACCGUCUCGUCGCACGGCGCCGAAGAGGCCGGCGAGGCCCCGCCACGCUCGUCUGCCUCGUACCCGCGCUCCUGGCUUGACUCGUUCCCGCGUCCCCUCCAGGCAGCCCAUGCGCUGCUGGUGAGCACCCUGACGACCUACCCGCUCAUCGUCACCAUCGUGUACUGGCUGCUGCUCGGCAACGGCACCAGCUUCCGCACGGCCUACACGUCCUACUCCAACAUGUCCAAGCACGCCCUCAACCUCGCCGUCGCCGUGACCGACGCCGUCAUCCUCAGCCGCGCUCCCAUGCGGCCUUGGUGGCACCUCCUCGCCGUCGUCGUCAUGAUCGCGUCCUACAUCGGCGUCGCCUACAUCACCCACGCGACCCAGGGCUUCUACACGUACGACUUCCUGGACCUGUCCAAGCACAGCUCCGGCGUCGUGGCCGCCUACAUCAUCGGCAUCGGCGUCGGCACCGUCGUGUCGUUCAUGAUCGGCCAGCUGCUCAUCUUCCUGCGCGAGUGGGUCGCGGCGCGCAUCCAGAAGAGCGGCGGCUGGGGAUCCGCCCGCGUCGCCGGCGUCGUCGACGACGCCUUUGUGCCCACGCCCCGCGGACCGGGACCCGAGGGCGAGGGCGGAAAGAGGACCGAGGAGUCUCAGUGGCGCGGUCGCUGGCCCGCUUCGGCCGCCGAGUAG
Molecule: messenger RNA, 1047 nt
Organism: Pseudozyma flocculosa PF-1
Lineage: Eukaryota; Fungi; Basidiomycota; Ustilaginomycetes; Ustilaginales; Ustilaginaceae
Exons: 3
Coding region: 1-1047 (348 amino acids)
Cellular component (GO): membrane
Source: RefSeq, a predicted model, not a curated record